Xylaria bambusicola is the source of this 1525-nucleotide messenger RNA. RefSeq lists its product as uncharacterized. The transcript has a single exon. Bases 111 to 1298 code for a protein of 395 amino acids. Lineage: Eukaryota; Fungi; Ascomycota; Sordariomycetes; Xylariales; Xylariaceae. The record is from RefSeq and is a predicted model, not a curated record.
ACUUUAAUGAGAUCUCUCUUGAAGAAUGCAAUGAAACAUUUCUUUCAUACGACCUCGCCCUAAAUAUUAAAGAGGCUAGUGGUAGAAGCUCAAAAUCCAUCCUCACUACUAUGAGUUCCCCGCUUUCGUUUGGUGAUGCCCUCGCCCUUGUUCAGGUGGCUCUAGAGCUCUAUAAUCAAAUCAGGGAUGGCCCAGAACUCUUGAGAAAUCUUGGCGAAGAGAUGAAGAGUCUAGAGUUGUUCAUACUCAGUGUCAAAGAACUGGUAAAUGAAGAAACUAAUAGCGCUUUGGCAAGACUGCGACCGAUGUUGACAGAGCAGGCAAGGGCAGAUAUCAAGAAUCUGGAAAAGAGUGCCCGGCCAAUCAAAGACUUAUUUUGGAAAUAUACAAAUGAUCAAGGCCCAUUCGGUGUUACAUUCCGGUUCAAGACUGCAACAGACAUCUAUUUCGCCCUGGGAUACAACAAAGAGACACUCAACGAGAUGCGCGACACAGUUGACCGCUCAAAGCAGAAGCUGAUGCAAACUUUGCAGCUAAUGGGCAUCUUUGGUACUAAUGCCCUUCUUUCCAAUAUUCGGAACAACAAUCCUCCACCUCAAGCCGGGCCAAAACUGCGGGUAGACCAACAAGACGGUGCUAAUCACAACGCUGUUGGUGUUAUCUACGUGGACCCCUACAAUCUCGGACGCAGCAGAGUUUCAGAAGCUUACACUAAGCUGGCAAAAGAAUGGACGGUGGGAACCGGAGGGAAAUGGCCUGUCGCUUUUGCGCAUUCAGCUGGUUUUUUUGUCCGGGAUCGCAGCGACUGCAUCGAUAUCCUAGAACGCUUAACUCUGCAAUCAACACAAGACUUCAGUCGAGGGAAUAAACUGCCAGCGGAAGUAGCAAUGGCUGCACUUUUCGAAAACAAAUUCUUCAACUAUCCGUAUAAAGCGAAGGUCAAGGAUGCAAUGAUGGCACAGAGGUCUAGAGGUAUCACAAAGAAUAUCUUCAAGGUCGACUACAUCCUCGUUUUCACAAGGCGGGAGUACAACAAUCUUCUUCAGCUACGAAAAGCACUAUUGGGGUUGUAUGGAACUGGGAUGGUACCAGAGGGUAAAGGCCGGAUUGUUCAUCUUGGGCAGUACCUAGCGCAGGGCAAGACGGUUGAGAUCGUUGACGCGAUGAAGGACAACAAUGGCAAUCCAAGUCGUGAGAACUGGAAUAAAACGGUGGGCGAGAUCAAGACGGCUAUUAAAGGGUUUCUGAAAGAAGAAUUGAAUUGGAAACAACCGGAGCGGUUUGCGAAACAAUCAUGAAGCAAAUUAACUACACUUUCAGAUAAAUACAUCAAGAAAAGGACAAGUCUGGAUGUGCAGUAGGGCCCACUCUAAACGUGCAGUACACAACUGUUAGCAGGGUAUUCCAGCUGACUACAACAUCUGCACACUGUAUACAUUGAAAAACGCACCAAAAUCAAGGGUUAUAAGGUGUAAGGUUAUCGUAAGUUGUUAGCCAACGCCUUUUUCAAUCAUAUAUUUCAAAA